Messenger RNA from Piliocolobus tephrosceles (Ugandan red Colobus), 2367 nucleotides. RefSeq lists its product as uncharacterized. The record is from RefSeq and is a predicted model, not a curated record. NCBI's taxonomy places the organism in Eukaryota, Metazoa, Chordata, Mammalia, Primates, Cercopithecidae. Bases 244 to 744 code for a protein of 166 amino acids. The transcript has 4 exons.
GCAGGUUUAGUGGCUCGAACAGGUCACCUGGUUGGCAGGCAGGAGAGCAGACGGCCCCGGCCACCAGGCUCACCACCUCCUGGGCCCACUUGUGAAUAGAACAGUGCUCCUGUGUUCACUAUUGGCCAGGGUCCCCCUUCCACAUCCACUCACAGUUGGGGUUCCCCUAGGGUCCCACACCUCCUAGGGUCCCUCUGCAGCCUCCACUCACAACUAGAAGCUGAAGGACCUUGGUUCGUCCAAAUGACCUUUGAACGACCGAUUGUUCUGCUUUCUUCUGAAGACUAUAUGACACAUGAUCAGACCAAACCAGAGCUCCUGGUUUUCGGAUCUGGGGAUGAAUUCCUUAGCACAGAUGGAACCGUGAACUUCUAUGAUCCACUGCCAGGAAGGAAAUACCUCAGGCUGCUGUUCCCCCAGGGGCCUCCUGGAAAGGCCUGCCCCCAACUCCAGCGGAGGAGUCCCCUGCUUCUCUGCCUGGCCAUUGUUCACGUCCUCCGCAGCAUCCGGCACAAGGCACGCCUACCCGCCUCCGUUUGCAGACCUGAUGAUGUCUUCCUCCAAGAUACCCCGUCAGACCCAUCCCCAGUGCAGGACACGCCGUUGACUUCCAUGAGACAAACGCCUACUUGGAAAUCAGUUUUUUUUCUGUACCUUUUGACAGAGCAGGAAUUUCCCAGCAUUUCCCAGACAAAGACAGAGGCUCCUGGGGCCUACAGAAAGGAGCUGGAGGUGCCAAUGUAGGCUGGGAGGCCUCCUUUAUUGAGGUGAGAUCCCUGGAUGCUGGCGGGGGUUGGGGGGAACGCUGCCUCCCUGGAAUAGAAGAAACCUUGGCAGCCCCGGGUGCAGGCUGGCUGGCCCUGCCUGGGCUGACUCUCCACUCCAGGGCUCUGCUUGUCAGAGGAGGAAGUCAGGCCGACAUGAGCGGGGCUCGCCACCCCAGGAAUGUCAGGCGACCAUCAGGUGGUGGUCAGGCAGUUGUUAAACUGUCUCUCUGAAAUGAUCAUUGGUUGCAGCUCACGCCAGGGGAAGAGCAUCUCCCAGUAAAUAAAAAAUACCUGAAACUGGUGAUCAGGAGCUUCCCGAUAAGCUCUCGAGUUGCGCGAGUGGGCUCAAGUGUGCGCCCUAAGAGGCAAAAUGGCGGAUGUAGGAACUUCCUGUGGGGCGCUCAAUGGUGAAGAAAAACCUCCCCAAAGGAGCAUGCGUACAACCUCAGUGCGCCCGCUACACGUGCAGUCACCCUCCUGAGUGCUGACCCACACUGCUAGGUGGGGCUGUUGAGCCAUAGCCCGCCCCAAGGGAAGAACUGAAGGAGGAGAAGAAAAAAACCCCAGAACCCUGCCAAUGGAUAAUCCCCACGCCCAGGGCUGAGCGGGCACUUGGAUCGCUCACGUGGCGCACUCAGCCCUCUUCCAAGGCUGCUCUAAAACUUUUUCAGGAAAGGAAAGGCUUCCUUUCACUCCUGCUCUAAAACUUUUUCAUAAAUUCUCACUCCUGUUGUAAAACGUGCCUCAAUCUCUCCCUCUGCCUUAAACCUACUUCUGCCCGGAAUUCUUUCCUCUGAGGAGGCAAGGAUGGAGUUGCUGCAGACCCGUGCGGAUUUGCUGCUGGUAAGAUACUUGUGGGCAAAGCCUGAAAAACCUCUUCCUGCCCUGGGCAAGGCAGAUGGGGGGCACCAGGCUGGCUUUACCCACCGUCUCCGAUAUCAUCCAACACAGUCAGCCAGGUUGUGUGGUCCUCUCAUCUACACUCUCAUUUGCCAACAAGAUGGUGUGGGCUAUGCUGUCUUUGCACAGCAAUCUGAUCCCAGGGACAUUUGUGUGGGUGUGUGUCCGGGAGCUGCAUGUCUGCAGGUUCAGAUAGCCGUCAGCUUUACUGGAGAGCGAGGCUUCCUGCCAUGGCACCACAGAAGAAGGCUGGCGGAUUGGUCCCAUUGCCUCUCAUAGCUCUGUAGGGACACAGUGGGCCAUGUGGACUGACAGCUGGACGCUUCAUAAAGAUGGCCUGGAAAAUUAAGACACAGUCCUGUUGACAAAGCCCCUAGGCCUGCCCCCAUCAGGCCUCAUGGGUCCUCUUCAAGCCUAAACCAAGGUUCUGAAAUCAUCUGUAAUUUGAAUUUGUAUUUCUAGGACACAUUCACUGCAUCCUUUCCAUCAAUAUUUAAUUUUGAGAGUUUUGUCAUUCCUGGGCGUUCCAUUAUGAGGACUGCCAAGGGACGUAAUGCCAUGGGAGGAAAUUUUUUUCUAAGCUGCAAGCCAGCUCUGGCUUCUGUAGUUUCUCCUUAGGAUUGCAAGACAGUAGUCCCCUGUCCUUUAGGUCUUCUCCAGAAAUAUCUUAAAAUAGCAAAUAAAAUAAGAUAUAAGCAAA